CCAUUCCUUUGCAACAUAUCCCCCAGGACCAAUAUACAUUUGUUCAGACGGACGAGGACGAUCCGCUGGCCGAUGAUUCCGAUUCUGAAGAGGAGCAAGUUCACGGACUGACCAAUGGCAUUGUCGAGGAAGUCGGUCGAUGGAGGAGCACCAAAACAGGCAAAAUCUUGGGCGAAGAUGGCAAAUUGGUCAAGUUUACCGUCAUUGGGUAAGCGCCAUCAAAUGCAAUCCUAUAUGACACAUGCUGAUCCUUUCUUUCCAUCCACAGAAUGCAAGUCAACAAUCAAGUCUUGUCUCUUACUGGAUCACUACUUGCCGAUCCUACUCGUCCACCCCCACCUCCAGCACCUGUCGCUCCACUUCGAGCGGUUUCCCCGUCUCCCUCACCUUCGCCGGAACCCCCCACAAAAGUCGCUCGCGUCCAACGGACCGAGACACAGAGAACAGACGGCCGUCAGAAGACGAAUGGCGGCGCACAGAGGAAACAACCUACGGCAUCGACGGACCAGGCAAACGAAGCGGAUCAAGUAGACGAUCGAUUCCUGAGUCAGCGAGAGCUGAAGAAGAAGCGUAAGGAAGAGGAGAAGCGGAAAAGAGAUGAAAGAAAGGCUCGAAAGGAGGAAAGAGUACUGGAAGAAGUCGCCGAAGCUGGGGACGAGGAGAUGGUGGGCAUGUCCGGGGUCCUCAACGAGGAAAACGUGGGGUCCAAACGGAAGGGCGGAGAAACAGGAGGUGAAGCGGCAGAGAGAAAAAAGACCAAAUACAGAUCAUGAGUCUCUGUUGUGACUCUCAGCCCGAUAUGAUGAUCCCUGGGGUCUUCGGCGUCAGUCCCGUGGACCCCUCAAUGAGAGUGAUGUACUUUCUGUCAAGUCGAGUGGCGUUCUGAUGCCGGUGUGAGGAUGCCCAUACCAGCCUUAUGCAUAGCCUUCACUGCGACCUUUGACGCUACUCUCGUCCUCAUAGUCCAUAAAUGAUGCUAUCGCGA
This is a messenger RNA of Kockovaella imperatae, 985 nucleotides long. RefSeq lists its product as hypothetical. The transcript has a single exon. Lineage: Eukaryota; Fungi; Basidiomycota; Tremellomycetes; Tremellales; Cuniculitremaceae. Bases 270 to 773 code for a protein of 167 amino acids. The record is from RefSeq and is a predicted model, not a curated record.